Ceratina calcarata is the source of this 2083-nucleotide messenger RNA. It is a transcript of the gene Ald1, whose product is annotated as fructose-bisphosphate aldolase. The coding region runs from base 105 to 1202 and encodes 365 amino acids. The record is from RefSeq and is a predicted model, not a curated record. NCBI's taxonomy places the organism in Eukaryota, Metazoa, Arthropoda, Insecta, Hymenoptera, Apidae. Gene Ontology annotation, molecular function: fructose-bisphosphate aldolase activity. The transcript has 5 exons. Gene Ontology annotation, biological process: glycolytic process.
GACGAACACCCUAGGAUCACCGCAGUCGCUUUCCAACCAGCGCUACGAUACAACGUGCAAAGGUACACAUUUCCAGUGAACGGUCAUCUCAUCGAUAGAAGAAAAUGGUUGCGGAGAAGUACGACAAGGCCGACCCUGAGUUGAAACUGGAAUUGAAGACGAUCGCCCAGCAGAUCGUGGCACCCGGAAAGGGAAUCCUAGCCGCCGAUGAAUCGACCACGACGAUUGGCAAACGUCUGAAGGACAUCAACGUCGAGAACACCGAGGAAAAUCGUAAAGCGUACAGGCAGCUUCUUUUCACCACUGCUAAGGAUGUUAUCAGCCAGCAUAUCUCCGGCGUGAUCCUGUUCCACGAGACUCUGUACCAGAAAGCCGAGGACGGGACACCGUUCGUAGAGUUGCUGAAGCAGCGUGGCAUUCUGCCAGGCAUCAAGGUGGACAAGGGAGUCGUUCCACUGUUCGGCACCGACGACGAGUGCACCACCCAGGGUCUCGACGAUCUCCAGGCUCGUUGCAUCCAGUACAAGAAGGACGGAUGCCAGUUCGCCAAAUGGAGGUGCGUGUUGAAGAUCAAGAAGGACUGUCCUAGCAAGCUGGCCAUUCUGGAGAACGCCAACGUGUUGGCUCGUUAUGCUUCCAUCUGCCAGAGCGCCAGGAUCGUGCCGAUCGUCGAGCCGGAAAUCUUGCCCGACGGUGACCACGAUCUCGCCCGAUGCCAGCAGGUCACGGAGGAGGUUCUCGCCGCCGUGUACAAGGCUCUCGCCGAUCAUCACGUGUAUCUCGAGGGAACCCUCUUGAAGCCGAACAUGGUGACACCCGGACAGAGCUGUCCGAAGAAGGCGACUCCCCAGGAGAUCGCAGCUGCGACGGUGACCGCCCUGCUGCGCACCGUGCCGCCCGCCGUACCUGGAAUCACUUUCCUCAGCGGUGGACAGUCCGAGGAGGAGGCUUCCGUGAAUUUGGACGCGAUCAACAAGUUCCCAGCGAACAAACCUUGGGCGCUGACGUUCAGCUACGGACGUGCUCUCCAGGCCUCUGUCCUCCGCGCAUGGGGCGGCAAGAAGGAACAGGUCGCCGCUGGCCAGGACGAACUCAUCAAGAGGGCCAAGGCCAACAGCGAAUCGGCACUGGGGAAAUACGCUGGUGGUGUAACGGGAGCUGCGGGUAACGCCGCUCUCUUCGUUGCGAAUCACGCGUAUUAAAAUAGUAAUUAGACCAUCUCGAUAAGGGUAAUAGAAUAUUCGACCGUUCGUCGAAGAUCGUAAACGUCGAUCGUUGUUGCCGGCCGUGAAAACAUUACCAUCGACAGUGGAUGACGGACAGCGAAUGGGAAACACUCCGGGAUCUGUAUAUACCUCCUCGAAACAAUCUCGAAACACGAAGCAUCUGUACCAUUUUACGUUACACGCGCAACCAACAGGCCAUCACAACGGAAUCAGAUACGAUUUUUUAACUCGUCGCGAUGAUUGGCGUCCGAUUGAUUUUAACUGACCGAGUACGAAUUUCAACGAUGACUUUUUAAACCGCGAAUGCAGAUGCCGACCGCUGAUUCGACCAUGCAAAAACAAACAUCGACAGGAAAAAAAAAGAGAUAAAGCAACCAGGCGAGGUUAUUUGAGAAUGAACAGAGUGAUGCUUCACUCGGAUCGUAAACAGGUAUCGCGACAUUCGAAUUACGCACGCGUUAUUAUAUUCUGUAAUACUAUGAUAAAAAGCAGAUCUAUAUAUAUAUAUAUAUUAUAUAUAUGUUAUAAUAUAUUAUCAAUGUCGUUAUGAUAUUCUUUAUAUUAUAUUAUAUAUAUAUUAUAACAUAUUGUCAAUGUCGUUAUGAUAUUCUACGUGUAUAAAAGAAAAAAAUAACCAAAAAAAAAGCGAAAAACAAGAUAUAAAUACAUAUUAAAUGUUGUUUGUUAGUGAAUGAGUCGAAUAUUAUGAAAACGUAAUAUUAUGUCAUCUACUUAUACAAUAUGUGUAUCUUAUAUAGAUAUUUAAGUAAUGUAUUAAAAAGUAUCUCGUACAUCGAUGUUAUAUCUAAUAUUUUCAUUGCAAUCUAGGUCACCAAAUAAAUACACUGUGGAGGGUA